UUUUUUCUUUUUUAAUUUUGUUCUCUGCCUCAAACCUUUGACACAAAAAUAAGUAAAUAACGUAAAAAGGAAAAAUCCUUAGCCCCCCCACCACUAUACUGUAGUGUCUACACCUCAUCCUCUCAUUCUCACUCCCUUGUUGCGGCCGUCCACCUCUCUUUCUGCCCGCGGGCUCCAUUUGCCCAGUCUCCGAGCUGUGAAUGCACAGCGGUCACUCACAAGUCACAGCCCUGCGGCACCGGCCUUCUCCAUGACGAAGGGCGUCCUUCUGCCGCGAGCCACGUCACCAUUUUCAUCUUCCACCAUUACCCACUGGCGAACCACCAAGCCUUCAGUACCCUUCAUGCAUAACCGCUGUAUCAUAGCAACACAACCGCCAGUACCAUGCUUCCUUCAUGACUUCUCUAAGGUGCUAUCACGAACUACUUGUUCAUCCUCCAGGAGAACUAAUUCUAAUAGCUUGUCUCAUCCCUCACGAGUCUCAUUAGCUAAAGCAGUAUCGAUCAACACAAACAUUUCAAAUUACUGUACUCAUUCAGCGGAGGAAUUCUGUUCCUCAAAGCGAAGAUCAAGAGGCCCAGUUAUGGCAGCUAAAAAGGCUGCCGAAGGAGUCGCACAAGAAGAUGGUAAAUACAAGCACACAGUUGAUCUUCCCAAGACAACAUUUGGCAUGAGAGCAAAUUCAUCACAAAGAGAGCCUGAACUUCAGAAAAUAUGGGACGAAAAUCAAGUAUUAAAGAACAUUGCUGAUAAAAACACUGGCGGAAAUUUCAUUCUCCAUGAUGGUCCGCCAUAUGCAAAUGGUGAUCUGCACAUUGGCCAUGCCUUAAAUAAAAUUUUGAAGGAUAUUAUAAAUCGUUAUAAGCUCCUUCAAAACUAUAAAGUUCAUUUCGUUCCUGGUUGGGAUUGUCAUGGCCUACCAAUUGAAUUAAAAGUUUUGCAGUCACUGGAUCAGGAGGCAAGAAAUAAUCUUACACCAUUGAAAUUGAGAGCAAAGGCAACCAAAUUUGCCAAAGAAACUGUUAAAAAUCAGAUGUCAUCUUUUAAGCGCUAUGGAGUAUGGGCAGACUGGAGCAAUCCUUAUCUUACUCUAGAUCCAGAAUAUGAAGCUGCCCAGAUUGAAGUAUUUGGUGAGAUGGUAUUGAAAGGUUAUAUCUAUAGAGGCAGAAAACCUGUUCACUGGAGUCCCUCUUCGCAGACAGCACUUGCUGAGGCCGAGUUAGAGUAUCCCGAAGGGCAUGUUUCGAGAAGUAUAUACGCCGUUUUCAGAGUUGUCAGUGCUCCUCUUGUGCCAAAUGACCUGCUACAUGAAUUUCCAAAUUUAUGCAUUGCUGUAUGGACAACAACUCCUUGGACUAUUCCUGCCAAUGCAGCUGUGGCAAUAAAUCCCAAGCUUGAAUAUGCUGUUGUUGAAGUAGAGUCAUUAGAUGAAUGUGCCUCGUCUUCUGGUGAAAAUAGAAAGAAAAAGUUUGGAAAUAUUUUAAAGGAUGAGAAGAUACCAUGUCUCAUUGUAGCUUCAGAGCUUGUGUCAAGGUUAGAGGCAAAAUGGGGUGUGAAGCUUGUUAUCAAGAGAAGGGUUUUGGGUUCUGACUUGGAAAACUACAGAUACAUCCAUCCGGUAGAUAACAGGGAAUGCCCAGUUGUAGUUGGGGGAGAUUAUAUUACAACAGAAACAGGAACAGGAUUAGUCCAUACUGCUCCAGGACAUGGUCAAGAGGAUUAUGUAACUGGUCAGAAGUAUGGGCUACCCAUUCUUUCACCAGUAGAUGAGCAUGGGAUAUUCACUGAAGAAGCUGGACAGUUUAGUGGGCUUGAUGUUCUUGGUGAGGGUAACACUGCUGUUGUGAAAUAUUUGGACGAAAAUCUGUCACUUAUCCUAGAAGAAUCAUAUGAACACAAGUAUCCAUAUGAUUGGCGAACCAAAAAACCGACAAUAUUUAGAGCAACGGAGCAAUGGUUUGCAUCAGUAGAGGGAUUUCGUGAUGCUGCUAUGGGUGCUAUUGGCCAUGUAAAAUGGGUUCCAGCUCAGGGGGAAAACAGAAUCUCAGCAAUGACCUCCAAUCGCUCUGAUUGGUGUAUAUCACGACAAAGGACGUGGGGUGUCCCGAUUCCUGUUUUUUAUCAUCUGCAAUCUAGAGAACCUCUCAUGAAUAAAGAAACAAUCAAUCAUGUAAAAUCCAUUAUUGCCCAAAAGGGUAGUGAUGCAUGGUGGUACAUGACAGUUGAGGACCUUCUCCCAACUAAAUACCGAGACAGAGCAGCAGAAUAUGAGAAGGGAACUGACACAAUGGAUGUAUGGUUUGAUUCAGGUUCAUCCUGGGCUUCAGUCUUGAGAAAACGAGACUGCCUUAGUUUUCCUGCAGAUUUGUAUCUUGAAGGAACAGACCAGCAUCGAGGGUGGUUUCAGAGUUCGUUGUUAACAAGUGUAGCGACAACAGGGAAGGCUCCAUAUUCUUCUGUUAUAACACAUGGAUUUGUAUUAGAUGAGAAAGGCUUAAAGAUGAGCAAGUCUUUAGGUAAUGUUGUGGAUCCACGUAGUGUGAUUGAAGGAGGUAAAAAUCAAAAGGAAUCACCUGCAUAUGGUGCUGAUGUUCUCCGACUCUGGGUUUCUAGUGUAGAUUACACCGGUGAUGUGAUGAUUGGCUCUCAGAUUCUUCGUCAAAUGUCAGAGAUUUACAGGAAGCUGAGGGGUUCCUUAAGAUACCUCCUGGCAAAUCUUCAUGACUGGAAAGCAGAUUAUACUGUUUCAUACCAUCAGCUUCCCAGGAUAGAUAAGCAUGCACUCUAUCAGCUUGAAAAUGUUGUGAAAACCAUUCAAGGGAAUUAUGAAAAUUACCAGUUUUUCAAAAUAUUUCAGAUUUUGCAGAGGUUUGUCAUUGUUGACCUGUCAAAUUUUUACUUUGAUGUUGCCAAAGAUCGACUUUACGUUGGGGGUUCAACAAGUUAUACAAGAAGAAGUUGCCAAACAGUUCUUGCAGCUCAUCUCCUGUCAAUUGUACGACUAAUAGCACCAAUAUUGCCUCAUUUAUCUGAGGAUGUAUGGCAGAAUCUUCCGUUUCAGUACACAACUGAGUAUGGUUCUGUUGCCAAAUAUGUAUUUGAAGCAAAAUGGCCUGCCUUGAAUGAAAAAUGGCUUGACAUCCCCGUUGAAGAAAUUGAAUUUUGGGGAAAGAUUCUUGAGCUAAGAACAGAGGUGAAUAGAGUAUUGGAGGUUGCUCGAACCGGAAAACUAAUUGGUGCUAGUUUAGAUGCGAAGGUUUACAUUUAUUCAUCUGAUGCCAGCCUGGCAUCCCAACUAUCUGAACUUUGUGAAGCCACAACUGAUGCUGAUACAUUGCAUCGCCUAUUCAUAACAUCUCAGGCUGAGAUUAUUCCUUCAUUGGAUGAUGAAAAUGUAAAAAAUAUACCGUAUAGUGGUGAAUGCCUAAUUCAGGGAACUAAAGUAUGGAUUGGUGUGUCGCGUGCUACUGGUUCAAAGUGUGAAAGAUGCUGGAAUUACUCAGAGCAGGUUGGUUCAGUCUCAGAUCACCCUACACUUUGCGGCCGCUGCUAUUCUGUUAUUGCCGUUCCGAUGCCUCCUGAAGUUGCUGCAGUGAGUUAAGAUUUCAUGGAAGUCGACCUUUUUUUGAUUAACAACUUCAAUUUUGUUUACUAAUUGAAAUAUUGAAUCGAGUUUCCUUCAGGAUUUAAUUUUUAAUAGAAUGUAAUUGCAUGAUUUGUUUCUACUA
Messenger RNA from Arachis ipaensis, 3728 nucleotides. It is a transcript of the gene OVA2, whose product is annotated as tRNA synthetase class I (I, L, M and V) family protein. Gene Ontology annotation, biological process: mitochondrial translation; isoleucyl-tRNA aminoacylation. Lineage: Eukaryota; Viridiplantae; Streptophyta; Magnoliopsida; Fabales; Fabaceae. Gene Ontology annotation, molecular function: aminoacyl-tRNA deacylase activity; isoleucine-tRNA ligase activity; tRNA binding. The record is from RefSeq and is a predicted model, not a curated record. Gene Ontology annotation, cellular component: mitochondrion.